CCUUUCCGUUCCCGCCUCCUUCCCGUCCCCGUGCCCGCUGCUUUUCCGUGUCCCCGUGUCCGCUGCCCCGGCCGGUGCCCCCGUCCCCAUCCCCGUCCCCUGCCCGCUUCGGCGCUGUCCCGGCGCUGUCCCCGUGUGUCCCCGUGUGUCCCCCGGGCCAUGUCUGGGCGGGCGGUGCGCCUGCUGCGGCUGGGCGCGGUGCCGUACGCGGAGGCGCUGCGGGUGCAGGAGCGCUGCGUGGCGGCGGCGCGGGCGGCGCGGGGCCCGGCGGCGCUGCCGGUGCCAGCGGCGGCCCGGGGCGGCCCGGAGGAGCCGCCGGCGGAGAGCGUGGUGCUGAGCGAGCCGGCGCAGCCCGUGUACACCUGGGGGCUGCGGGGCGCGCCGGGCGCGGCGGCGGCGGCGGCGCUGCGGGCGCGGGGCGCGGCGCUGGUGGCGGCGCGGCGCGGCGGGCACAUCACCUUCCACGGGCCCGGGCAGCUGCUCGCCUUCCCCGUGCUCGACCUGCGCCGCCGCCGCCUGCCGCUCCGCGCCUACGUGGCCGGGCUGGAGGCGCUGGUGCUGCGGCUGUGCCGCCGCCUGGGGCUGGGCACGGCCCGGGCUCUGCCGCCGCCCUACACCGGGGUCUGGAUGGGCGACAGCAAGCUCUGUGCCAUCGGUGUGCACUGCGGGAACCACAUCACCUCGCACGGGCUGGCGCUGAACUGCUGCACCGACCUCUCGUGGUUCGAGCACAUCGUGCCCUGCGGGCUGGAGGGCAAGGGCGUCACCUCGCUCAGCCGAGAGCUGGGACAGCACGUCGCCGUCAGCCACGUCCUCCAGCCCUUCCUCGACUCCUUCCAGGAGGUGUUUGAGUGCACGUUGGUCUCCUCGGAAGAGCCCGGGGUCUAGGAUCCUUGUGCUGCCUUGGCCGGCUGUGCCCCGCCCCAGGGCAGCCCCGGGGGUCUCUGUGCUGAGAUAAAUUCUCGUGCCUUUGCCUGUGGACUGUGAGUGAACCGUGGCACAGGGUUUCAGGCUGCUGCUUGACCAUCCAAACCUGCCCUGUGAGUCUCCAUCCCUCACUGAGACCUCCGUGGGUACCACUGAGCAUCCAAACCUGCCCCGGGGCUGUUCUCUGCAUCCCCGUGAGUCUCCAUCCCUCACUGAGACCUCCGUGGUACCACUGAGCAUCCAGACCUGCCCCGGGGCUGUUCUCUGCAUCCCCGUGAGUCUCCAUCCCUCGCUGAGACCUCUGUGGUACCACUGAGCAUCCAAACCUGCCCCGGGGCUGUUCUCUGCAUCCCCGUGAGUCUCCAUCCCUCACUGAGACCUCCGUGGGUACCACUGACCAUCCAAACCUGCCCCGGGGCUGUUCUCUGCAUCCCCGUGAGUCUCCAUCCCUCACUGACACCUCCGUGGGUACCACUGACCAUCCAAACCUGCCCCAGGGCUGUUCUCUGCAUCCCCGUGAGUCUCCAUCCCUCGCUGAGACCUCUGUGGGUGCUACAUCCCCACGUCACUUGCUCGGGAAGUACCCAAACAGGUGCUUUUGUGGGUUUUUUUUCUGCUUUUUGCCCCACAGAAAUUAAAAUGUUUGUGUGAAUGCUCACGGAUUCACAGGAAUUCACGUGGGUCAUUCUUCCCUUGCUGGCGGGUAAAAAGAGAUUUUAUACAUAAAGAGAGUUGCUGGAA
This is a messenger RNA of Haemorhous mexicanus (house finch), 1668 nucleotides long. RefSeq names its product lipoyl(octanoyl) transferase 2 (gene LIPT2). The transcript is spliced from 2 exons. NCBI's taxonomy places the organism in Eukaryota, Metazoa, Chordata, Aves, Passeriformes, Fringillidae. Gene Ontology annotation, biological process: protein lipoylation. Gene Ontology annotation, cellular component: mitochondrion. The record is from RefSeq and is a predicted model, not a curated record. Bases 160 to 888 code for a protein of 242 amino acids. Gene Ontology annotation, molecular function: lipoyl(octanoyl) transferase activity.